Messenger RNA from Oncorhynchus masou masou (cherry salmon), 951 nucleotides. Its product is annotated as urotensin-2 receptor-like. Lineage: Eukaryota; Metazoa; Chordata; Actinopteri; Salmoniformes; Salmonidae. The transcript is spliced from 3 exons. Gene Ontology annotation, biological process: neuropeptide signaling pathway; regulation of blood pressure; blood vessel diameter maintenance. Gene Ontology annotation, cellular component: plasma membrane. The record is from RefSeq and is a predicted model, not a curated record. The coding region runs from base 1 to 951 and encodes 316 amino acids. Gene Ontology annotation, molecular function: urotensin II receptor activity.
AUGGUGGUUUUAAUUCCCGUGCACAAGCCUGAAUACAAAAACUGGACCAACUGUAGGCCUCUGUGGAUUUUUGAAUGGAAACUGAAUCGGACAUUCAGACACAUUAAAUGGAUGAUGAUGUUAUUUGCAACUACCGGAAUUGGAUUGAAUAAGGUGCUGAGUCUAGCUCUGGCGGACCUCCUCUACCUCUUCACGGCUCCCUUCAUCGUGUACGACAGCCUGGCGGCUGACUGGGCGUUUGGGGAGCUGGGCUGUCGCCUCCUCUUCAGCCUGGACCUGAUCACCCUGCACGCCUCCAUCUACACCCUCACCGCCAUGAGUCUGGACCGCUAUCGGGCUGUGGCCAACCCCCUGGCCACCUCGUCCUCCCCCUCCUCUGGGCUGCUCCGUGUGGCCCUGGCCUGGGGCCUGGCGGUGGCCCUCAGCCUGCCCAUGAUGAUCACCCUCCACCUGGAGGACGGAGACGACGGACAGCUGUGUGUCCCUGCCUGGGACGAGCAGAGCUCCAAAGUGUAUAUGAGCGUGCUGUUCUGUACCAGUAUGAUAGGGCCGGGGCUGGCCAUCGGGGCGCUGUAUGCUACUCUGGGCCGUCUCUACUGGGUGUCCCAGACCCAGCCCUGGGCCAGUGGUAGUGGGGGUAGCACGUCCUACCCUCCGCGGGCCCCAAGGCCCAAGGUCCUGCUCCUCAUCCUGGGGAUAGUUCUGGCCUUCUGGGCCUGUUUCUUGCCCUUCUGGGUGUGGCAGCUGCUGCCGCUAUACCGGCCCGGCAUGUUGCGGACAGUACCAGUGGGUACCCAGGUGACGGUGAACCGGAUCCUAACGGGGCUGACGUACGGGAACUCUUGCGUGAACCCAUUCUUCUACACGCUGCUCACAGGGGGGAAACGUCGGAGGAACAGGCAGACACCGACGUCAGCGAAUCAGCUCUGCCGCAAGAGCAGUCCGCAGUAG